Messenger RNA from Limulus polyphemus (Atlantic horseshoe crab), 1210 nucleotides. Its product is annotated as cytochrome P450 4c3-like. The coding region runs from base 1 to 813 and encodes 270 amino acids. The transcript has 6 exons. The record is from RefSeq and is a predicted model, not a curated record. Gene Ontology annotation, molecular function: heme binding; oxidoreductase activity, acting on paired donors, with incorporation or reduction of molecular oxygen; iron ion binding. NCBI's taxonomy places the organism in Eukaryota, Metazoa, Arthropoda, Merostomata, Xiphosura, Limulidae.
AUGACGGGAGAUCAAGAGGCUGACUGUACAUGUAUGGUAGUUAUCCAACUUUCCCCAUCAUCAGCACCUAUGAGAGGAUCAAGAAUUUUAGAAGAUGGAAAUAAGAAAGCCAUACAGUGCGCGCGGAAGAAAGAACUUUUACCUGAGGUCACCAUUAAACAAGAAAACCAGUUUUAUUUUUGCGUAAUUACUGACCUAUAUAUAUAUAUAUAUUAUUUUUCGCAGGGCCAUGACACAACAGCAGUUGGGAUCAGCUGGGCUAUAUAUGCAUUAGGUCUGUAUCCCGACAUUCAGGUGAAGGUCCAAGAGGAAGUCGACUCCAUCUUUGGAGAUGAUCAUGAUCGACCAAUAACAGCUGACGACCUUAAACAAAUGAAGUACAUGGAAUUAGUAUUGAAGGAAACUCAACGUCUCUUUCCUUCAGCUCCGUUUAUAGCACGUGAUCUUGUUGAAAAUUUAAACGUCAAUGGCUACGUACUUCCAAAGGGAACGACCUGUAUAAUUUUGACGUAUAUGCUACAUCGAAAUGAAGAAGUAUUUGCUAAUCCGGAGAAAUUUGAUCCAGAGCGUUUCUUACCAGAAAAUUGUGUUGGUCGUCACCCUUAUGCGUACACCCCAUUUUCCGCCGGUCCCAGAAAUUGUAUAGGUCAAAAAUUUGCUUUCAUCGAAGAAAAAGUAAUGCUUGCCACAAUUGUUAGGCAUUUUAAUAUCACGUCUUUGGAUCAGCGAGAUAAACUUGAAAUCAAAAUGGAGAUGGUCCUGAGAUCCAAAAAUGGUUUACGGAUCCGCAUGGAAGAAAGGAGAAAAAAGUGAUUCAGAACUAUUUACUUAUCUCCUAGUUUAUGCUAACAGAAUAGGCAUGUCUUUCUAUUACUGGUUUGUUUGUUUUAGAGUAAAGCCAUAUUGGGCUAUUUGUUGUUUCUACCACGGGGAACCGAACUUUUUAAUUACUAACGUUGUACAAAAAUAUAAAUUAAAAACUAUUAGUCUUCUCUCACGUUAAUAUAUUUAUUUUUGGCGAGCUUUGGGCAUUUUGAGUUCAAGUAUUUAUGAUUUACAUUUUUAUUAGAUUAUUCAGCUGUAUUUUCAUGACUCACCAGCGUAUGAAAGAUAAUUUUUCCAACAUGAUGUGAGUGCUACCAUCGUAUUUAACAUUCUCUAAUUACUGGAAAUGUACACUUUAUAACUGUGUUUCACCGGUAUAUUAUGA